UGCCAGCUAUUAUCUAGCAAAUUUGGUUUGUAUCAUAUAAUUGAAACCAUUAUGGCACAGAGCUAGCAUUAUUGCGUCAAGACCAAUAUCCUAAGUACAAUUUGCAUCGUCCAGUUGCAAGCUAUUCAAGGUGUUGUAACACAAACUACUAACUAGCUACUACAGCUGAACGGAACGCACAUGUCCGUACACUUUUCCCGAUAGUUUUUUAUGAAGAUGCGCCUGAGAAUAGCUAGCUAGUAGCUGUCUAAUGCUAGUAGCUGCCAAGUUAGCUAAACAAAACAUUGUUUCGCACUACUCCACUUUGACAUUAGAUAGCCAGCUCUAAUCUGCCAGACUGCAUCGCAGAGCUCUCUUCAACGUGGUCUUCUUCUACGGAGUACUCUACUCUACUGUAAAAAGACCAUGGCAUGCCAGCAUGUGUCUGCUUGUCUCACCUUGAGAUCAUCAUGGAGAGUGGGUCUUGAUGCUGCUUGUAGAGUCAGCCAGCCAUGGAAGGGGAGUAGGUUGUCCUACUCGGGCUUUGCUCCCUUGGAGCCUGGUCACCAGGACAGACGUAAAGAGGACUCCAUCAUCUUGGCUGAACAGACACUGCACACACCUGUCAUGCUUAAAGAAGUGCUCCGCUGCUUAGAUAUUCAACCUGGCCAGGUUUUUCUGGACAUGACCUUUGGAGGUGGAGGUCACACCAAAGCCAUCCUGAGGGCCUCUCCUGAGGUGACAGUGCUGGCCCUAGACCGAGACCCCACAGCAUUCAGCUUAGCUCAACAGCUGGCCAAGGAACACAGUGGCCAGGUGCACCCAUUACUGGGGCGUUUCAGUGAGCUGGGAGCCCUGCUGUCUAGACUGAGGUUGCAGCCAGGUAGUGUGGAUGCUGUUCUUCUGGAUGCUGGCUGCUCCUCCAUGCAGAUGGACUGUCCCGAGAGAGGCUUCUCCCUCAGUAAGGAUGGCCCUCUGGACAUGAGGAUGGAUGCAGACAGGUACCCCGACAUGCCCUGCGCCGCUGACGUUGUGAACGGCUUAGAUCAACAGGCUCUUGCGUCCAUCCUCACUGCCUAUGGGGAAGAGAGGCACGCCAGGAAAAUAGCCUCGGCCAUGAUGGAGGCACGCAGUGUCUACCCCAUCACCCGGACACAGCAGCUGGCCAGUGUGGUGGCAGGAUCUUUUGCAGCCGGCGCUCUCUAUGCCCGCAAAGAUCGGCUUCAGCGGCCCUCGCACAUUGCCACCAAGACAUUUCAGGCGCUGCGUAUGUUUGUCAACGAUGAGCUGAAUGAACUGCAUGCUGGACUCUGCACUGCUCAGACUAUGCUUAAACCUGGCGGCCGGCUCUGUGUGCUGACCUUCCAUUCACUAGAGGACCGCUUGGUAAAGCGAUUUCUCCAUGGAGAGGAUUUAGGUGCCCCACCCCGUCGGAAUCUCCGUCAGAGAGUCAAGCGAUGGGAGGAAGAGAGGAAGAAGAGAAAGAUGGGGAAAGACAGUGGUCACUGGGUUGACCUGCAGAGAGGGGUGCUGACGCCACAGGCAGAAGAUGUACUGGAGAACCCACGAGGACGCUCAGCCAAACUCAGGGCAGCAUUCAAACAAUAACCCUCUGGAACUUGGCCUCAACCUGCACCAAUUAAAUCCUCCUUGUUUUGACUGAACCACAGAACCACCAGGCUGGUCUUUGUCAGACACCACCAUACUGAUCAUAUCCAGGCACGGUCUCACUGGUGUCGGUCGGGUGACAUACAGAACAAGUGCCUUGUUAAUGGUGGAACACUGAGGCUGACUGGAAUUCAACUGCCAUGCACUAACAGUCAACAAUCCAUCUAGGCAUGUGCUCCUUAGUUCAUCGUAUACUGUGUGUUGGUACUGAGUAUUUAAUUUAGUUUAAGUGACUUGUGUACACUACUUGAAAUAUAGGAAACACAAUUGUGCUAAAGCCCAAGUUGAAGAAGAUAAAGGUUAAGACGAGGAUUCUAGUAUCCCAUAACUCUUUGCAUAAAUGAGAAAUAAUUCAAAAACAAAGGGGCCAGCUAUGCUAGUUAGCAACGGCGCUGGUUCCAUGAGUCUGUUUUAUUUUUUGAAAGAUUCUAAUCUGGGUAUCUUCAACCUGGCUGAAGCCAGAGACACAAAAUACAAAAGUCUCUCUCUCACUCUCAAUCUCUCACUCACUCUCUCACUCACACAUUACUUUAUGGAUGAGCUGACACAGUUGCAUACAGUAACAGUUCUGUCUUGUAUUCUGAGUUUCCUCAGUUCUCCCCGUUGGCUGAACCCAUAAUGUCUUUGCUCUUUUGACUAAUGAAUUAAUCAGAACGAUGUUGCCUCCAACCGAAUGGUGAGUAGCCAGAUCAACGGAUGUAGGCACUAACCUCCCUCACUGAUGUCUGUAUUCCCCAGCAAUGAGAUGACAACUUCCUAGGUAGUUUUGGACAAAUGUGUACUGUACUGCACUGCACUGCAUGAAUCAGUAAUGUCUUUAAAUACCAAGUGACUCAACUGUCACAAGUGGCGGUGAAUGAGCGGAUGACUGUUUCGUUCAUGAGCCUUCUCCAACUGUUAACAGAUAAGGUGUUUUGAUCUGUACUAUUGGACUUUGUCUAUUUGUAAUUGUUCCAUCAAGAGGAUCAACACUUUUCUUCCCCUCUGCCUCGUUCUGUACACUCUAAAUAUACACUUCUUGUUACCUUGGAAACUAAACAGCAGAAGUAACAUUUAACUGUGUCUAAAUGUGUUUGCUGUUUUAAUCUUCUGCGAAACGAUGGCGUAUGUAGAAUUUGGACGCCCCUCCCUUUGAGGUCGGUCGACGUCACACAGUCGUCAGGGUUAUUUGAAUUCAGUUUGAAAUAAGAAUGGUUUUGAUCUGUUCUUUAAUGGAUGGUCCAAGGGUUCUAAGCCCCUUACUCUGAAGACCCCCUAC
Messenger RNA from Coregonus clupeaformis (lake whitefish), 2905 nucleotides. It is a transcript of the gene mettl15, whose product is annotated as methyltransferase like 15. NCBI's taxonomy places the organism in Eukaryota, Metazoa, Chordata, Actinopteri, Salmoniformes, Salmonidae. Gene Ontology annotation, molecular function: rRNA (cytosine-N4-)-methyltransferase activity. The record is from RefSeq and is a predicted model, not a curated record. Gene Ontology annotation, biological process: rRNA base methylation.